CAAAGAUACUGGCGUUGACAUGAAGACGAGCAACUCUGGAUUAUAACGAGUUCUGCCACUAAACACCGGCUUUAUGUUACUGAUUUUCUAACAUCGAUUGGGAAAGUCGGUUUGAGGAUUUUUGUAAUUCAGAAACAAUAUUCAUGAUCGGAGGACUAUCAUAACAGACCCCGGAGACGCACAUUUUGAUAUGGAACACUGUUCAGUUUUUUCCUUUCUUCCAUAUUAGUCUGUAGAAGAUGAAUGCAUGAUAGUCAAGAGAGCACUCCACAUCAAUAAGUGAUGAGAUGACGGCUGACUACUUUGACUGUUGGAAGUUGUGUCGCUGUGGACUACUCGGAACUGAAAGGCCAGGAACAGAAUCCAACACUGAAUGAUAGAUCUGUCUCUGGAUUUAGCUGUUCUGCUCAGCGGCCUCCUGAUUUUCCAACAGGAUGGCGCAUUCGGGGUCACUCUGUGCCUGUUUGUCCUUUCUGAUUGUCCUCAGCACAUGCCAUGUCAUCCCCCGCAUCUCUUUUCCCAUGGGUAGUCCAGGUCGUUCCCUGACUGUCUUCACAAACCCUGAUGUUUACAACACCACCACGCUGUUGCUUAGCUCCGAUGAGGGCACAUUAUUUGUUGGAGCACGAGAUGCCAUUCUCUCCAUAGAUGUCAGUCAGACUGACACUAUGGCCAUGAAGGAGAAGAUGGACUGGUCGCCCUCAGAAAAAGACCUAGCUGAUUGUUCCAUGAAAGGAAAAAUGAAGACAGAUUGUUACAACUUUGUGAGGGUUCUGCAAGUGCUCAACUCUACCCAUAUGUACACCUGCGGAACAUUUGCCUUCAGCCCACGCUGCAUCUACAUCAAUUCAAAGACGUUCUCUAUGGUCACAGGCCCCAACGGUAAGCCUGAAGAAGGCAGAGGUCGUUGCCCUUACGACCCAUACCAGAAGAACACAGCCAUCACUGUAGAUGGAGAGCUGUACACAGGAACGGUAGCAGACUACAGGGGGAAUCGACCAGUCAUCUCACGACACUUGAGUGAGGGCAGCCAUGUUGAUCUCAAACUGGAUGAUACACUUGGCUGGUUAGAAGAUCCUACAUUCAUCAGCUCCACCUAUAUUCCCAGUGAGGAGAAGGUGUAUUUCUUUUUCAGUGAGACUGGAAGAGAGUACGACUUCAUUGACAAGUUUACUGUGUCUCGUAUUGCCCAAGUUUGCACCAGUGAUGUAGGUGGGCAGCGAACUCUGCAAAAACGCUGGACCACAUUUGCCAAGGCUCAGCUGCUGUGUCAAGCUGACCAAGAGCUGCCAUACAAUGUCCUGCAGGAUAUUGUCACCCUUCCACCACCAGAGGGUGCUUCUGAGGACGAAACGCUAUUCUAUGGAAUUUUCAGUUCUCAGUGGCGGGUAAACUUGGGUCGCUCAGUGGUGUGUGCUUUCAGCCUCAGAAGUAUUAAAGAGGUGUUUGCAGGAAACUACAAGGUUUUGAAUCGGGACACCCUGAAAUGGAGCACAAGGGUGCAGGAGAAAGUGGCAAACCCUGGAGAGUGUGGCCUCCAUAAUGCAUCAGACAACACACUUCGCUUUGUUAAAGAGAACUUCCUAGCUGAUAUAAGUGUUCCGCCAGUCAAUCAGGGCCUGUCUAUGGUGUCACCUGAUCAGAGCUACAGCAACAUCGCAGCUCAGAGAGUGCGGGGAGCCCGCGGCAGAGAUUACACUGUGCUUUACCUGCUCACAGAGUCGUGGUACCUGCACAAAGCUGUGGUUUUGGAGAAAGGAGCCCACAUCAUUGAAGAGAUCCAGGUGUUCCAUCAACCUCAGCCAGUGAAAAACCUCCUGCUUUCAAUCUCUAAGGGUGCAGUGUUGAUAGGCUCUUCAGAAGGAGUGGCAUCAGUUCCUGUGUCCAACUGCUCAUACUACUGGAGCUGUGCUGAGUGUAUUCUGGCCAGAGACCCCUUCUGCGGCUGGGACCCUGUGAUAAAAGUCUGCACAGACAUAACAAAACAGAACCAACUUGUCCAGGAUGUAGAUGGGGGUAAUGUUUCAGAACAGUGUAAAUCUGUGACCCCAAGGUCACGCUCAGGCCAGGGCCGAUCCUCCUCAGGUGAGGUGGUCUCUGUGUCUCUAAAUGAGGUGGUACACCUGCAGUGUCCCGCAGCGUCACACCUCGCCAAGCGUCACUGGGAGCGUCUGAACAGCCAGCUCUCGCCCAAAAUCUACAUUCAACUAGACAACGGCAGCCUCAGUUUUGUGGCAACCCCAUCCACCCUGGGACACUACCUGUGUCAGUCUGUGGAAAACGGCUACACCCAAACCCUAGUUGUCUACCACAUUAAACAGAAAAGUAACCCCAUCAUUCUACCAGUAACCCCAAGCCGCCCACAGAGCACCCCGGCCGCUAAUACAAGCAAUAAAGCCUCGGUCUACACGACCAGGUGGACGACACCCAAACGGACCGAGCCAAGGCCUAAAACUGAGGAGCCAGAGCCCACUGUUGCCCACAAAGUUACGCCGGUGGUCACCACACUGAAAAACAGGAACUUUACUCGCUGGUUUGGAUCUGAAGAGGAGAAGCCACGCGUGAGCGAGCCUGGUGGAAAUCUCAAGUUUGCUGACAAGCCCAGCUACUUGCAGGAACUUGUGGUGGUGUCUGUUUUGUUAGCUCUGUGUGUCAGCGCCUUGCUAACUAUCGCCCUCUACAAGUUAAGGCAACCGUGUCACAGCAGGACGGUCCCACAGACGCCCUCUUCUCUCAGGGAUGCGGAGAGGGGUGGAGCUGCAACACCGCAGGAAAGAGAGGCUCUCCAAAAGCAGUCGCCACGUGGGGAAAAACGGAAUGGACAAGCACCCAACGGACAAUCACAUAAUGGUCAGACGCACAAUGGCAAAUCUCCCAUCACACUGAGCAACAGUAUGCUGAACGGUUCGAAUGGCCAUCUACCCAACACACCCAUCUGAGGUCAGACACUUGUGCUGUUUAGCCCUUUUUUAUCCUGUGUUUAUCCUCUUUUCUGAGCCAUAUUUGGGCUUGUGCUGUGUCUGACCUUGAGCUUUGUUUCUAAACAACUUAAUUGGCAGGAUCACUUUGCCAUCAAAAAGAAAAAACUGCUAAAAAAAAAUGGCAUAUUGCAACUUUUAACAAACCUUUGGACCUGUAAGAUUCAAAGAUCCACUCUCAGACCUUUCUAUAAGUCAAUACAAAUGUAAAUUGUUUUGGUUUGUAAAUAUUUAAGCUGUAAUUUAUGUGACAACUGUUUCUUUCUGUGUAAAGUGUUUCAUAGAUUUUAUACCUCUCUCAAACCACUUUCAGACAAACUCAUGUGAACUGAGCAAUGAAAUUUCUUUUUUUUUUUUUUAUUGAGCUCAACAGUUUUAAGUUGGUAUUUUAGUCCAAUCAGUUUGUAACAGUCAUAUGCCUGCUACAGGGUAUUGCAGAAGUGAUCCCCCCCUUUAUUUCAUCUAGCACCCUCGGCUCAAAGCAGUUGGGACAGUUAGAAGUUCAGUUAAAUAAACCUUUAUUACAAUUGUAAUUUUGAUGAACCUAAAUGGUAAAGACAUCUUUAGAGAGAUGACAUAACUAAUUAACUUAUCAUACAUCUUUAUUAACAGGUAACUGAAAAAUGAAGGUACUGAAUCGUUGUCAGCUUUUGAUAUCAACAACAGCUUGGAGUUGAUUCACUAGUUCCUUUUGAAAAAUACAUAAAUUUUCAUGUUUAUCCAUUACAACACAAUUUCUUGUUGUUCAGAGUUGCCACGUCGCACAUCUAACUUUCUUUUUUAAUUAUUAUUCUAUUGUAAUCUAUGCGGGUAAUUCUUGUGAAACAUGUUAGAGAAAUGUAUUGGUCCUGUUUUACUCCAGAAUCAAAAGAAACAAAAACAUAUAUUUUGUGUAUAAAAAAAAAAUGAAGCCUAUUUUGCUUAAAGGGAUAGUUCACCCAGAAAUGAAAAUUCUCUCAUUAUUUACUCACCCUCAUGCCAUCUCAGAUGUGUAUGACUUUCUUCUGCAGAACACAAAUGAAGAUUUUUAGAAGAAUAUUUCAUCUCUGUAGGUCCACACAAUACAAGUGAAUGGUGACCAAAACUUUGA
Myxocyprinus asiaticus (Chinese sucker) is the source of this 4068-nucleotide messenger RNA. RefSeq names its product semaphorin-4A-like. The record is from RefSeq and is a predicted model, not a curated record. The coding region runs from base 435 to 2939 and encodes 834 amino acids. The transcript has 16 exons. NCBI's taxonomy places the organism in Eukaryota, Metazoa, Chordata, Actinopteri, Cypriniformes, Catostomidae. Gene Ontology annotation, molecular function: chemorepellent activity; semaphorin receptor binding. Gene Ontology annotation, biological process: negative chemotaxis; neural crest cell migration; semaphorin-plexin signaling pathway.